This is a messenger RNA of Asterias rubens (European starfish), 9996 nucleotides long. RefSeq names its product protein scribble homolog. Bases 165 to 5399 code for a protein of 1744 amino acids. NCBI's taxonomy places the organism in Eukaryota, Metazoa, Echinodermata, Asteroidea, Forcipulatida, Asteriidae. Gene Ontology annotation, molecular function: protein binding. Gene Ontology annotation, cellular component: postsynaptic membrane; postsynaptic density; adherens junction. The transcript has 38 exons. Gene Ontology annotation, biological process: neurotransmitter receptor transport, endosome to postsynaptic membrane; neurotransmitter receptor transport postsynaptic membrane to endosome. The record is from RefSeq and is a predicted model, not a curated record.
UCUUGGUUUGAGAAUGUAAAGAUAUCGGCUAACACAUUCCACUGAGUGAACUUAUCACUGAAAUUCGAGUGGAUUUUCUUCCCAUUUCGACCAAAGAGGAGCCCAUGCCAACCUAAAACUUGGAUCUAUACUCUCCUACUUGAUCUACGUGGAUUAUCAGCGCCAUGUUCCGCUGUAUUCCACUGUUUCGAGCCUGCAACAGGCACGUUGAUUAUGUGGACCGACGACACGGCAACUUGUCUGCCGUGCCUGACGAUGUUUACCGGUACUCGCGUACGCUCGAGGAGCUUCUGUUGGAUGCGAACCAGAUUCGAGACUUGCCCAGGCAAUUUUUCCGCCUUCAAAAUCUUCGCAAAUUGGGACUCAGCGACAAUGAACUUGAAAGACUACCAGCUGAAAUAGGAAAUUUUAUGAAUCUAACGGAGCUUGACAUUAGUAGGAAUGAUAUUAUGGAAAUUCCGGACAAUAUCAAAUACUGCAAAGCAUUGGCGAUGGUAGACUUCAGUGGUAACCCGCUCUCAAGAUUACCAGCUGGAUUUACACAACUACACAACCUCAGUCACCUAACACUGAAUGAUGUCACCCUAGAAAACUUACCCACAGACAUUGGAAACCUCUCACAUCUCCAGAUGUUAGAGCUUCGGGAGAACCUUCUGAAGACCCUUCCAGAGUCCCUGUCCUUCUUGGUGCGUCUGGAGCUGUUGGACCUCGGCAGCAAUGAGCUUGAGGAGCUACCAGAGACCCUCGGGGCGCUGCCGAACCUGAUGGAGUUGUGGCUGGACUGCAACGCUCUCAGCUGCCUACCCCCGGAAAUCGGAAACCUGACGAGACUGACGGUUCUGGACAUCUCUGAGAAUAGUUUGGAGACUCUACCAGAUGAGAUUAGCGGACUCCAGAGUCUUACGGAUCUGACCCUCUCGCAAAACUGCCUUGAGAAACUGCCUGAGGGAAUUGGCAAGCUGAAACACCUGAGCAUCCUGAAGUUGGAUCAGAACAGGAUCGUCGCUCUCCCUUCUUCUAUCGGAGGAUGUGAGAGCAUGACAGAGUUGAUAAUGACCGAGAAUAUCAUCCAGGAGCUACCAGCGACCGUUGGGAACAUGUCCAGACUCAACAAUCUUAACGUGGACCGUAACAGACUCAUCCAUUUAAUACCGGAGAUCGGCAAAUGCACACAGCUCGGCGUGGUCUCCUUACGAGACAAUCGUCUUACCAGGCUACCCCCAGAGAUCGGCUUGCUGAAGGAGCUCCACGUCCUAGACGUCUCCGGUAACAGAUUGGACUGGCUUCCAAUCCAGCUGGCCAACUGUAACCUCAAAGCGCUUUGGUUAUCCGAGAACCAGUCUCAGCCGCUACUCAACUUUCAGACAGACGAGGUUGGGCCACAGCAUCUCAAGGUUCUAACCUGUUUCAUGCUGCCACAGAGAGGACCAUCAGAGAGUAUGGAAAAUCUCCUUGCAGGAAGCGUAGCAACAACCGAGGAUGACACCAACAGAGUAAGCUGGACAGAGAAACCUGAAAAGGCCAUCAAGUUUGACGACGAAGGCGUCGACUUUGAAGAACACGAACGACCGUCCAACUUUGUGCGUCACGACACUCCACAUCCCAGAGAGUUGAAAGCAAGACAUCCAAAGUUUGCUCAUCCAGGUCACCAUAAAGGCAAACAUAACCGCUCCACAGACGAGGACGAAAGCCAAGUCGGCACGGACGACGAGUCCGAAAAGCGUCUCUCAGUCAACAUCCCCAUGGAGACAGACCCGCUGUUGGCCGGAGCCACUGGCACCGUCGUCGUAACAACCACCACAACAACCACACAGCAGGCAGCUCCGCCGACGCCCAAUGUAGCGGAGGAUGAUAUGGAUGAUCCCUUUUUGAAAGCAGUUAACGUCGAGGUUGAGAAUUCAGCGAGGACCCCUGAUGGUCCGCCGGCCGUCAAUCGCCUGUCCAUGGACGGCUCGAAUGUGGGCGAGGAGGAAGAGAAACACGUGGGCUUCUCCAGCGACGUGGAAGACGAAGAAGAACCCCUCGAAAAAACAGACCUGAAAUUACACCGGCGGGACACCCCGCACUACCUGAAGAACAAACGGGUGAACCUGAGCGAGGAACCAGACGAGCUGACCACAGCGUUGCUGACCCAGGUCCUGGCCAGGACGGCUGCCGAACAGGCCAAGAAGGAACAGCCCAGUUACGAACGGCUCGAAAUAUCAUUCUCAAGAGAUGGAGGAGGUCUAGGAAUUAGCAUAGCUGGAGGACGAGGGUCAACGCCAUAUAAGGGCAAUGACCAGGGUAUAUUUAUAUCCAGAGUUGUUGAAGGCGCCAUGGCCUUCAAGCAGGGGCUUCUAGUCGGUGACAAGGUCCUCUCGGUGAACGGCGUAAACCUAGUAGACGCAGACCAUCUUGAAGCAGUUGAAGCGCUAAGGAGCAGCACCGACCACAUCAACAUCGUCAUUCUGCGCGAGACGGCCAACAACGCUGACGGGACGGCGGCAGCUACGACGCCCCAAGAGCCCGAACAGUCGCACGCUGAGGUCAACUUACCGUCAAUGCAUGACCCAUUGGAAGAACUUCUUUCCCAUCAGCCGACCCAAAUCUUGGAGGAUAGCGAAGGGAAGAUGCAAGAGAGGCCGGGUGUGAAGUUUGCGCCCGAGCCCAAAGUCCGGCUAGUCCAGGAGAAAAUCUCAAUCAAGCUUUGCAAAGAUUCCAACGGUCUCGGGUUCAGCAUCGCUGGGGGCAAAGGUUCCACUCCAUUCAAAGGCACAGACAAUUCAAUAUUUAUAUCGAGGAUAACGGAGGGUGGAGCAGCCGACCGUAUUGGUGUUCUGCUCGUAGGAGAUAAAGUCAUGGAGAUUAACAGCGUUGACAUGGAGUUUGCGAGACAUGACCAAGCGGUGGCGCUGUUGACCAGCACAAAGGUCAUCUCAAUGAUUGUAUUCCGUGAGUCCAUGGAGGUGGAGCACCACGAACCGAUAGUCAAACAUGAACCUCCUGAGUAUUACAAUCAGCAGGGUGGUGAUUACGCCAAUCAUGUUGAGCCGGUAGUAGAGGACAUCAGGCUGGUGCGUACCGGUGGUCCCCUUGGUCUUAGCAUCGUGGGUGGGAUCGACCACUCGAGCCACCCCUUUGGCGGCAACCAACCUGGUGUUUACAUAUCAAAGAUUGUUCCUAACGGGUCAGCAGCUAGAACAAACCUUUGCGUGGGCGAUCGUAUCAUCAGAGUGAAUGGAGUUGAGAUGAAGCACGCCACGCACCAAGAGGCAGUCACAGCGCUCCUUUCCAACGCUCAUGAGAUUCUACUAAGAGUGAGUCACGACGCUCCACCAAGUGGACUACAGGAGAUCACCAUUGUCAAAGCACCCGGAGAGAAACUUGGCAUCAGCAUCCGAGGAGGCAAUAAGGGGCACCCAGGCAACCCCCUAGACAAAAACGAUGAGGGUAUAUUUAUAUCAAAGGUCAAUGAGAUCGGAGCUGCAUCGAGGGACGCAAGGUUAAAUGUAGGGAUGAGAAUCUUAGAGGUAAACGGUCAAAGCAUGCUCGGGGCAAGACACGGCGAUGCUGUACGGGGACUGCGAAGCUCCGGCGAGCGCAUCCAGCUGUUUGUCUGCGACGGGUACGACCCCGGGGAGGUCGCAUUCUGGCAGGCGCGACCCGGAGUCGUGGGUAACCCACUGCAACACUUUGACAGCAACAAAAGGACCAGUCAAGAAAGUAUAUCAUCCAUCGAUCGGGAGAUGACAACGGAGGAACUUAAUCGUCUGAACCAGGAGAGCCAGUACCAGCAGGAGACGGAAGAAUGGGAAAAGGAAGAUCUUGUGAAAGUGGAUGUCUCAUCCCAGGAGGCCAUGAGGUUACAGAGGGAGGAAGACACCAAAAGGCUAAUGGCAGAAGGCACCGACAACCACAUAAACAAAGCCACCAUGAGAACAUUGGAAGACAUUGAGCCCCCACCCCCUGCGGUACAGGAAGCACCGGUAAACACACCACCACCAAUGGACCCAUUGGAAGCCCUCGAACCCCCUCCCCCUGUGGAGCAGGAACAGCCAGAAUACACAUCAUCAAUGAAUCUAUUAGAGGAUAUUGAGCCCUUACUACUCAUUGUGGAAAAGGAAGAGCCAGUUAAUGCUGCUGCGUCAAUGAAUACAUUGGAAGACUUUGAGCCCACGCCCCCUGUGGCAAAGGAAGAGCCGGUGCUGGAGAAUAAGACACCGGUCACUGAAACUACUCCUUCCAUUCCAACACCAACGGUCAUCCCCAACAACUACAGUAGUCUCGAGCCUCAGGCCACGCCUGAGGAAGAAGAAGGCCCCCCGCCGGUACCCUUAACGAGCCCCCCACCCUUCAGCCCACCUCCUGUUGAUGACAAGCCUGUUAGAAAGGCUCCCCCUCCCGUCGCCCCAAAACCACGGGAUCCCCCUAAGCCCAGAUGGGAUGACCGGGAUCCCCCUAAGCCCAAAUGGGAUGACCGGGAUCCCCCUACGCCCAAAUGGGAUGACCGGGACCCCCCUAAGCCCAGAUGGGACGACCGGGACCCCCCUAAGCCCCCUAGCCGCCCUCCAACAGAAGAGGAGAAGGAGGAGGUGGAGAAGUUGAAAGCGGCCAAACAGGCUCGCAAGGAGGCCCUCAGGGUGGCUCGAUUGUCCACGGGUAGCACCUCAAGUCGAUCGUCGGCGGGGACGCCAAGUCCGCUGAUGUCGCCCGAAAUCUUAUCGCCGGUCAAAUCAGCUAAGCCACUGAUGAAUAACGCAACAGGCCCAGAACGAAUGGCAUUCAAGGACAAAUGGAAGCGGUUUGAGCAGAAGGCCGAUGAGCAAGCUCACUCGACGCCCAAACAAGCGGGUAAGAAAGUCAACCUCGUCAGCGACCAAGACCUUCAGAAGAUCAAAGAAGAUGAGGACCGUAAGAUGCAGUCCAUGACCGAGGAGGAGAUCAUGAAUUAUUCACGUAAUAUCACCAUAGAAACUACCCCUUCCAAACAGACGAGGUCAGACGAUAUAUUCAACGUCACCAGUCCCAGCAUCAGCCCCAUAGCCGGGCUACCCUCUGAAAUUAGAACGGCAAAAGCCGAGCGAAGAUACUAUGAGAAAUUAAAGACUGAGGGUCACGUUAGCCCCGACGUCAACCAAGAGGACGGGCUCGAAAAAAGCCUCUCCCCGGCCGAGCUCAGGUCCAAGGAGGCGGAGAAGCGGGCAGCAUGGAGGGCAGCCAGGAUGAAGUCAUUGGAUGAUGACGCAUUAAGAGCUCAGAUGGUGCUAACUCAAGUCAAAGAUGCUGAAGAUGGUCUCCAUAUCAACGCCCUUAGCAAUGGAAACAACAAGCCUGCUGAGAAUGGUGAGAAUCCCGCUGUUAAAGUGUCUCCUUUAGAAGCUGAGUUGCAAUUCAUGGAUGAUGAGAAUGGAGGAGACUGAACUCGCAGAUAAACAUUUAAAGGAAACCAACCAGCCUGGGUAACUUCUCUCACAUCGCGAGCCCCAACGUUCACCCCCCUGAAGGAAAAUUGAAUGUUCCAAUCGAUGUAAAUCCGCAGAACUUCUUCAGAACAACCGUGGAAACAAUAUUUUUAUCUGUAAAAGUGAUAUGGGAACUUGUUGAGCCACAGAUCUUUGAACUGUAAUAUUUUUUUAAAUGUAGUUUUUAUCUUCCUGUUUGGGGAGAAUUUUUAACGGUUGUUUGGGAUUAUUAUUAUUAUUUUUUGUUCCAUUGUUUUGUUUGUACUUUCCAUUUGAUGAUUGUGAUGUCUUUAUGAAUGAAAGUUUGAGAUUGGAUCGCAAACUCCAAAGAGCAGGUGAUAUCAGAACCUGAGAAUUAAUCCCUAUAUUGUGUUUUUAGAAUUUUUACAAAAUAUUCUGAACAAAAUCUCCAUCAAUUUAACCUAUGUGAUAUUCUCCAAACUCAUAAUUGAGGUUUUACAUUUUUAACCACUCCAAUAUUUCCAGUUUUUAAACCGUUUUUUAAAACAGAAUAAUGAGUAAAUAUUUUUUGCAGGUUCAUAUAAAGAGUUUUUUAACUGGAUAAAAAGCAAUCAAAAGUUUUUUUAAUAGCUGCACAGGCCUCAUUGGGUUUGGUAGCUUCACGAGGGGAGUCGGUUGAGCUACCAUUUUGUCUACAUGUAUGUCAGGUACCCUAUGUUCAGCAUCCACAAUAACAGCUGAAAUGAUCAUUUCAUGUCGAGGUAUCAGACUAUUUUCCAACCCAGCCUCGGUAAAACUCCUGACUUCAACUUGAAAAAUCUGCAGAGAUUUUAAAUCCAAUAUGACAGACAUUCAGGGCUUAAUAUUAUGGCUCUGUUAAUCGUUGAAGUCUGCGCUUGCUAUCACCAUUCUCCGCUUACUGUGUGAGCGCUGAGUUUUGCGCCAGCUGUGUAAGCGAACAAUUCCUAGUAAUGUUGAGUAUGCACGCACACCAGCAAUGAUUCCCUGCUCACCUGUGAAAUAUGCUAUUUGUAAGCGUGAAAUACCCUGCUUCCGAAAGUGGCGAUUUCUUUGCUUACAGUAAGCAGAGCCAUCAAAUUGAGUACAACUUGGGCCGGCAUGGUUUUUGUAUUAUGUGUAUGGUAAAGUUUGUCCAGAUUUUUUUUUCUCGCAUAAUCCAUAUUCUCACUUUAAUCUUUCUAAUUCCCAAUCAAACUUGCCAAAAACUGGGAGUUCGUUUUUAAUUUUUUUGAUUUCUUUAUGAUUGUUUAAAAAUGUAGGUGGUAAUUAAUGGAAAACACAACUGUAUAAAUUAAUUGUUAAGAAGUUUUAGUUCCUCCCUUUGCGUGGAAGAACGGGUAUUCAGCCAUUUUGAUUUUGUACAGUCAUGUAUUUUUUUAUUUCUGAAUUAGUAAUUUUCAACUAAUAAUUGCUUGAAUUUUGUUCUUCAACUUUACACAAGUCCUUCAUGAGAAUUUUUAGCGAAGCUGAGCAAGACCUUUCCUGAUUGGCUGGUUUUCCAAUCUGUGUUUGCAAUGAGCCAAUCAUGUGCCCCGUUACAUGACUUUUUGCAAGGUACCAGCGAUCAUGUUUUAAUACCAAAGCAACUGUACAUUAAAACACACGUUCUGUUUCCUUCUAUUUUGUGGAAGUGAUCAAGUCAGUUUGAAUUUUUUUUUUUUAAAACAGGGAAGAUAUUUUUUGACGAAAUGUUGCCUACAAUGUUGUUUGCCUGUAAAUAAUGUAAUAAUGUAUACUUAGAAUAUGAAAGAGCGCGUCUUUUAAAACCCUGCCGUUUGUCUGUCUGUCCCACCUCCUCGCCAAACCCAACGUCGACUCCAACCCUCUCCCUAAAUCCCUUUCCUUUGUUAGUCCUCAAUGUUUCUGCCCAGUACACAUCAAUAGUCUUAAUUCUUGUACAAAUUAAAAGUAAAAAGGUGACAAUUUUUCUCAUCAUCAUUUUUUUUCUGAUGAUGUUUCUGAUAAGCGGUACCUUCCAAACUCUUCACGAUUUCUGAGCAACCCAGCCUCAAUCAUUGCUUGGAGUCCGUAAUCUUUUAACCAAACACCAAUGUAAACACUUGAUAACCAGACAAAGUUCCCUCCAAAUGGUCCUGCUGGCUAGUUCAGUGUGGAAAAGCAGUUACAACACCCCGGUUGGUCUUUUCCUCAGCAAAUUAUCACCGAAUCAGCUAAAUUUCAGUGGUUCUGUGAAACUUGGCCAUGGGUAUUUUUCUAAUGAUGCUCGUUUCAAGAUAGCAAUUCCAUGCUCAAGUGCCGGGCUGGUUGAGGUGGGGUGCCACUACAAUAAAUAGUUGCUUGGUAUGACUAGUCGCAGAGUCAAGAGUCUUUUUUUUUUCAAUAUACAGCUUGUAGGUGGUUUUUACCGUGGUUUCAUAUGUGUUGACCCGUUUCAGGGCAAAUUUGAGAUUUUUAGCCAUGGAUAUAUACACAUCAAUCUACGUAUUUUUUGGUGCCUUUUCUACAAUGUGGUGUUAAAUAUUGUGAAUAUUCUUAGUAAUUAUAUUAGGCCUUACUGUAGGCCAACAUCAUGCGGUGGCCAUGUACGUCUCGUUCCCCGUAUGCAAUCAAUAAUAAUGAAUGCAGAUUCUUAUUUGACAACCGAGGAGGCACCAGACCAGACUAAUUUGGCCCUCCCAGCCUCACUACGGUUAAUAUUGAUUUGAAUUGGGGAGAGACAAGAUGGCUGCUUCAUGAUUAAGGUCUGGUAUUUCAAUCGAGGGGGAAACCUCAUUAAGCUGUUAAGCAGAAAAUGCUGACAACUGGUGGGGCACCAGUCGCUACAAUAACUUACAUAUGCAUGUUGGCUGGUAACCCAUUGAUUCUAAGCAAGAAUGUCUGUGCUAAGCAUAUUUUCAUGCUUAUCAGCUUGAUGAAGUUCAACCAAGAAGUGUUACUUGACUUGAGCCCUGUGUAUAUUCCAAAACUGACCUAUUUUGUACAUCAAUAUGUCGUUUAAAAAGACUGACUGUGUAUUUUAAUACAAUUCUAGCAACAACAAAAAAAGCAAAGAAAACAAAUUGUAAAAAGAGCAUUAUAUGCUGAACUUCCUUAAAAGCUUUUUGUUACAACUAUAUACUUUUUUUUAAUAUUAAAAAACCUACUAUAAUUUGCUAUUGCGUUUGCUUGCGUGCGUAAUUUUUAAAAGAGGAAAUUGCUUGUGGGUAAUUUUGUUUAUUUCAAAUCAUUUUAAAGGAUAUGGAAAAUGGAAUGUAAUUUGUAUUAUUUUUAUUCAGAGAACAUAAAAGUCAUGUGUUUUAACAAGUCCAAGAACCAUAAACUUAUAACAUUUCUAUCAGGUGUAGAAUUUCAUACACAAAAUCAGGAACUACCCUUCAAUGUCUUUUUUUCGCCGUAGCACAGAGAGAUUUCCUAUCCCCAUUCUGUCUUUUAUUAUUUUCAAAUUAAUAUCUCCGCUUUCUUCCCUUCGUUUAUAAAACAAAAUGUAAAUUUGUGCUUGUUUAAUGUCCGACUUCCCUUUUCAUGUGAACUUUCUCUGUGCAACUGUGAACAUUUUUGCAAUGAAGGGCAGGCCCAAGUAGCAUACAUUUUCUACAUGUACAUGUACCAAGUUCCCUGUGAAAUAUUUUGAUUGACUUGUUUUUGUCUUUUGUUUAGGGGGAAACCAAACUAUUCCAUGACGACCAUGAAUUUCCAACGUGUUCUUCAAAAACUCAUGCCUAAAUUGCCACACAUAUUUAAGCAAUGCAAACAAAACAGCAAGAGUUUUGAACCAGAAAGUAUUGUGUAAGGCCGUGUCCGAAACGACGACUUCGGCUACAGCUACGUCUAGAUCAGCGCGUCUACCAGUGUUGAAGAAUAGGCAGACGCGCGCGAUCUAGCCGUAGCUGUAGCCGAAGUCGUCGUUUCGGACACGGCCUAAGUCUACAACACUUAAGCCUCCAUAGCCCCAUACGCUCAUGUGCCCUAUCAUUAGGCCGUGUCCGAAACGGCGACUUCGGCUACAGCUACUGCUAGAUCGCGCACGUCUGCCUAUUCUUCAACACUGGUAGACGCGCUGAUCUAGACGUAGCUGUAGCCGAAGUCGUCGUUUCGGACACAGCCAUACCAUUCUGUGCCCUUUGAUACCAUCAAUACCCCUUAACUAUUCAAUAAAAAACAUGUACCCACAUACCCCUGGUUCCUAUACGUACCUCCUGAUACCCACACAUACCCACCCAAUCUUACAGAUCGGGAUUGUGGGGUCCUGCUUUCGUUCUAUAAUACUCCCUUUUCUUAAGAAUCCCCUGAUAAACGCGCACAAACACCCCCACAAUCCUCAAAAUAUUUUCUGCUUUGGAACUUGGUACAUGCAGAAAAAAUCCCAAUCAGCAUUUUGAUUUGAAAUCAUAUGUCAUCAGUAACUAAAAUCAAUUUUAAUAUUAGAUAUUCCACAGCAUUUCGGGGCAAAGAAAAGUCAAACUGGGUUUGCUUCAGUGACUUUAUUUAAAUUCUUUACAUUUGUAAAUAACAAACAUGUAAUUAUAAACGAGCUGUAUUCCGUUUUAGUUUGUGAUCCAUAUGUUCUUCUUUUCAGACAUUGAUUAAAUAAUAUAUAGCAUUGGAGACUAAA